AGUUGAAGUUUGUCUAUACACACUGUACAACUCCUUAUCCACAACGUACAACUUCACCUCUAUUUCACCCCCUUUUCAGAUACUGACCCACCCACCACCAUAUCACCACCCUCACCCUCACAUACAAACACCAUAAACACACACAUACACACACAAAUCUUUUUGCUUCUCGUACAACUGAAUCCAGAAAUUCUCAACCUCACAAUCAUGUCUACUGAUUUCACACACAAUGAAACGUCCAUUCAGCCGAUUGAUUCCGGCUCUGAAUCGGCUUUCAUCGGCUCGUGGAGCUCGUCUUCUUCCUCUUCGUUUCUAACCACUUCUUUUGGAUCGGAACUUGAUUCUAACGAUGCAGAUCUGGAUGACACCGGUGACGGUGACGAGUUCAUUGCUGAGUUAACUCGGCGAAUGGCAGAUUACAUGUUUGAAGAGAACGAUGACGUCACGAGUUUGAAGAAACGCGAGUUCCAGGAGCCAGUUGAGAACAAAAAUCACGAGCAGACUCGCCGGAGCUACGCCGAUACGGUGAAGAAAUCGCUCGCCGGAGCUCAAUCGGAGCAAAAUUUCACCGGAAAUGAACCGUUACAGUUACAGUCACAGUCACAGCCUCAGUUACAACCUCCGAUUCAAUUGUAUCAAGUGGAGAACCAACCGCGAGUAGGAGGAAGAGGAAGAAAGGGGAAGAUGAGUGAGUCGACUCAGCACGUGAAGGCUCACCGUCACGAGCAGAUGUAUAGCAACAGAAGUUACAGAGGGAGUAAGGAGUUUGUUAAUGGUGGGUCGGGUAUGAGAGCCAUAUUUCUAGGCGGGUCGGGUUCACGAAACGUGAUGAGUGGGACCGGUGUUUUCUUGCCUCGGUCAUCUACAGACGCAACCGAUCAUAGCCGCAAAAAGUCAGGUUGCUCGACAGUACUUGUUCCAACCAGAGUGUUACAGGCAUUAGAACAACACUUCAACAACAUUGAGUCCCUUUCGCCGUUUAACUUAGCGCCUCAGACUCAUCAUGUUAACAAGGAGAAGACGCAAACACAAGAGGCGGUAGCAGUGGACCAUCAAGACCCAAAGCUCCCACAAGAUUGGAUUUAUUGAUAUUAAUAAUAAUAGUAACAAAAAUAGUAGCAAUAAAUGGAUUGUUUUUCUAAUAACGUCAAGGGAAUUGUGGCUCCAAAAAAUAAUAAUGGUAUUGUAAAGGAAGUGUCGGUUGUUUCGAUUCAUGGGGGUCACUUGUAAAUUAUAUUCUUAUGGUGGUCUACUUGUAAAAUAAAUAAAUAACGUAAUAAUGUUGUAUAUGGUAUUACGAUGGGAUGGAAAUAAACUCAUUGUAUGAAAUAAAUAUAAAAACAGAUUUGUUGUCUCA
Molecule: messenger RNA, 1357 nt
Organism: Helianthus annuus (common sunflower)
Lineage: Eukaryota; Viridiplantae; Streptophyta; Magnoliopsida; Asterales; Asteraceae
Exons: 5
Coding region: 208-1089 (293 amino acids)
Source: RefSeq, a predicted model, not a curated record